GUGAAGACAGUUGAAGCUCGGAAGGCGGCGAAACGACUGAAACGGGACAUGAGAACAAAAAAACCGAAUGAAAAAACGGCCGAGGAUAAAAAACAAAAAAACAUAAAAGCGCACAGCGAAAAUAAGAGCGAAUCAAGUGGCGCAGCCACAGACAACGCGCCGAAGGACGCCGAAGAAGCGGUGACGCCGAAUGCAGCGGCGCUGGAAUUCCUAAAUAAAUGGCACACCGACAGAGAAAAUUGGAAGUUCCAGAAAGUUCGGAACACGUAUAUACUCAAAAACAUGUACGACCCAUAUAAGAUACCGAAGGCGUCGUUUAAGAUAGUUUUAGAAUACCUGGACGGACUCAAGGGCAAUGCUCGCACCAAAACACAACAGGACGCCGAAGCCGAGCUCAGCAAAUUGAGUGAGAAGAGUACAGAGGGUAUGACGGACACCGAAGUCACAGUGCACAAGAUUAUUCUGUACCGCUGCAAAAAGGUCGCACAAAGGACGUCGUUAGAAAGCGAAUAAACAUGAACAAUAAACGGUUUAAAAUUAG
Molecule: messenger RNA, 541 nt
Organism: Sphaeroforma arctica JP610
Lineage: Eukaryota; Ichthyosporea; Ichthyophonida
Exons: 4
Coding region: 49-513 (154 amino acids)
Source: RefSeq, a predicted model, not a curated record